AAUCAAGGCCAGCCCUGGUCGGCCUCUGACGGUGAGCUCUAGGAUUUCCUGGCAGGCGGGGUGUAGUUUGGUCGCCUUGACCACCGGAGGGAGAAACCUCAGGGACGGGAAGCUGUGUCCUGAAGUAACAAACCACCACCUGGCCUUGCUCUCUCUCUCUCUCUCUCCCUGACCUGGGGAUUCCGGGAGCAUGCUUGCCCAGAGCCCUAGAGGUGCACCCCCGCCAACACCACACCUUACUAUUCUAAAUACGUAUCUCCAGCCAAAGUUGCUAACGAGGUUGGAGAAACGGGUAAAAAGGAAGACAGUGGUGGCGAUGAAGGAGCUGAGCCAGCAAAUCCAAGAAACUAAAUGCCGGCGGGAAGGGCUGCUGAAAGACAGCCGGCAGCUACUAGAGGAAAAAUACCGCGUGCAGGCUGAAAACCGGCUUUUCAUGGAAUACCUGCGUAAAAAUAAGGAACAGUCCAAGGACCAGGAGGCACACUUCCAGUUCCUGCGGGAAAAGGCACUGAUGGAGAAGGAGCUGCAAGAAUGGCAGCUGCUGGAGCUGGGGCAGAUCAACACCGCGGGGCUUACGAGGAAGUACAAGGCCUUGGCGCUAGCAGCCAAGCAGGCUCAUUCUGAGUUCUGUGGCAGCCUCCACAGGGAGAACCAGCAGCUACGCACGGAGCUUCAGCAACUGGGCCAGGAGUAUGGCAGGUUGGAUGCUGUGAGGAGCCAGCUGGAAAAGCGCCAGCAGCUGGUGAAGGAGCAGCAGUGGUACCUAGAAGCCUUGACCAGAGGGCGGCAGCGGCUGCAGGCACAACGCGAGCGCCAUCACCGUGGUCAGCACCCAUGCCUCAAGGAACAGAGAGCUUCAAAGACCAUGCUGAGCACCAAAUCAAGAACAAGUUCAAAGUAACAGCUACUGCAACUGAAUUGGAGCACAGAGAAGAAGCUGCAAUCCGAAAAGUAUCCUUCGUGGAGAAUAGAAACACACUUUCAAGAAGGGCAGCCAGGGGUUGUGCUCCUAGCCUGGGACCCACAUCCUCCCGUCUGCGUCCCUGGGGCUGUUGUAGAUUCCGGAGAUUUAGAACAGUUGGGAAACUUUUUAAUGGGCUAUACCACCCAUUUUUAUAGCAGCAUUUGAAACUCUCAGAGUACCUACUUAGGACAUGUGUUUUACCACAUUUAUUUUUUUGUCUUAGUGUGUACUCUGCCAUCCACAAAGUCCAGUGUAUAGCUUAUAUGCUCUAUGUAUUCUGGGCCGUUUAAAGCAAAUAGGAAUCUUAUUUUAAAUCGUAGGGGUUUGUUUGUUUAGAGGCAUUGCAUGUUUGCAUUUGUGAGGGAUUGUUUUGUUGAACUGAGGUUUCUGGUCUGGAAGAAUAGUCUUAUAUUGGGGUGAUGCCCUGCAUGGGGGAAAAAAACAUAGCCAGCUUCAUGUUUCUCAGAAACUAUUGGCAAUGAAAACUUCAAGAUAACUGUUCAGAAUUCUCAGCUUUAUUUAUAUGUAAAAUAGGUUCUUUUAAAAUAGGAUUAAAAGGUGAAUUAGCUUUUCAAUGCGCCUUAUCAUCUACUUUUAACAUUGCUGGUGAAUAUAUAUAUACUUUGCCAUUAAACAGGGUUGCUAAAAACAAAAUUUACCUGUAAUUAGUUCUUAAUACAGCCCCCUGAUUUAUAAAUGUUAUAAAAAUACUAUACGCCUCAAUAUUUUGGGAUACUAUUGCCACCCAUUUGAAGUGACAGAACAUGCAUUCGAUGAGGUACAAGAGGCAAAUAAC
This is a messenger RNA of Mastomys coucha (southern multimammate mouse), 1760 nucleotides long. Its product is annotated as coiled-coil domain-containing protein 121-like. The transcript is spliced from 2 exons. The record is from RefSeq and is a predicted model, not a curated record. Bases 191 to 901 code for a protein of 236 amino acids. Lineage: Eukaryota; Metazoa; Chordata; Mammalia; Rodentia; Muridae.